Molecule: messenger RNA, 1383 nt
Organism: Helobdella robusta
Lineage: Eukaryota; Metazoa; Annelida; Clitellata; Rhynchobdellida; Glossiphoniidae
Exons: 10
Coding region: 1-1383 (460 amino acids)
Biological process (GO): regulation of transcription by RNA polymerase II
Cellular component (GO): nucleus
Molecular function (GO): DNA-binding transcription activator activity, RNA polymerase II-specific; RNA polymerase II cis-regulatory region sequence-specific DNA binding
Source: RefSeq, a predicted model, not a curated record
AUGAUCGAGAACUCACAGUGUUCUGCCAACCUCAAGGAGCUAGUGAGAAAAUAUUUACAAAAACCAUUACAUCAAACAGUUCUUAUACUGCAUGCUAAAGUGGCUCAAAAAUCAUAUGGAAGUGAAAAAAGAUUCUUUUGUCCCCCACCGUGCCUAUAUUUAUCUGGGGAUGGUUGGAAGUGUAAUAAAGAGGGCGCCGAAGAUAAUGGGGAUCGUUCCGAACCGACCAAUCACAUUUGUGCAUAUAUGGGUAUAGGAACUAGCAGUAAAGAGAUGGUUCAUAUGCCCUUGGAAGCCAGGAACUUCUGCGCUGCAAAGACGCUAUACAUCUCCGACUCGGACAAACGGAAGCACUUCCGACUAUGCGUCAACCUCUUCUACUCAGAUGGUCAGAGCAUAGGCUCGUUUGAGGGCAACAACAUCAAAGUCAUUUCUAAGCCCUCCAAGAAGAAACAAUCCCUCAAGAAUGCUGAUUUGUGCAUAGAGUCAGGCACAAAGAUAGCCCUAUUCAAUAGGCUGAGGUCACAGACAGUCAGUACUAGAUAUCUCUUUGUGGAUGACGGGAACUUCCAUGCAAGUUCCAUGCACUGGGGGGCAUUCGAGAUUAACCUCGUCGAUGAUAAUGCUUCGGAGUCUAAUGAAUUUACGAUGGAGUCCGGUUUCAUACAUUAUGGCAUGACUGUCAAGUUGGUCUGCGUUGUUACUGGCAUAGCAUUGCCGUUGAUGGUCGUGCAUAAAGUCGACAAGCAGACAAUCUUAUUGGACGCCGAAGAGCCAGUGUCCCAGUUACAUAAAUGUGCAUUCAGAUUUAAAAACCCUCACUCAACCGAGAGAAUGUAUCUCUGCUUGUCUCAGGAAAAAAUCAUUCAAUAUUUGGCCGCUCCUUGCCCAAAAGACCCCACAAAAGAAAUGAUUAGUGACGGAGCGUCGUGGACCAUAAUUAGUACGGAAUCCGUCAGGUAUUCAUUCUUUGACGGGUACUCCCUCCCUAAUAUACCCGUGACUCCGGUACCAGAAAUUGGUAUAAUAUCUGUGAAUGGAACGAGCAAGAUGGGUUUCUUGGAGAUAAAGGGCAGAAAUUUUGUGCCAACGAUGCAGGUUUGGUUUGGAGAUGUUCCGGCCGAAACAACCUACAGGUCGGAUGAAAUUAUUUUAUGCAUCGUUCCAGACGUCAACCUCUUCGCCACUACUCCCGCCUACGUCUUCAUCAGUGACCAUGACCCUGACCCUGACCCUGACAGUUCAAAUAAUGAUAAUAAUAAUAAUACAAAUAAUAUAAACAAUAAUAAUUUUAAUGAUAAUAAUAGCAACAAUAAUAAUAAUAACAGUAAUAAUAAUAAUAGUAGAGCUAAUGGGAGAAGUCUGAAGAAGUUGGAGGUGUGA